Sebastes umbrosus (honeycomb rockfish) is the source of this 1226-nucleotide messenger RNA. RefSeq names its product signal peptidase complex subunit 3 (gene spcs3). The record is from RefSeq and is a predicted model, not a curated record. Lineage: Eukaryota; Metazoa; Chordata; Actinopteri; Perciformes; Sebastidae. Gene Ontology annotation, cellular component: membrane; signal peptidase complex. Gene Ontology annotation, biological process: protein targeting to ER. Bases 109 to 651 code for a protein of 180 amino acids. The transcript is spliced from 5 exons.
AUCCUCUGAAACUUGACACUUCCUGUUUGUACCCAGCAGCUACCCGUCUCUCAUUGAACCAGGCUGCUGUAUUCUUCUCCUCCCUGUCCUCCUCUCUGCUGUUUCAUCAUGAACACGGUCCUCUCCAGAGCCAACUCUCUGUUCGCCUUCUCCCUCAGCGUCAUGGCGGCUCUAACCUUCGGCUGCUUCGUCACCACGGCGUUCAAAGACAGGAGAGUUCCUGUGGACAUCCACGUCUCUAAAGUCAUGCUGAAGAACGUUGAUGACUUCACAGGACCCAGAGAGCGCAGUGAUCUGGGUUUCCUCACCUUUGACCUCUCAUCUGAUUUGCAGCCAAUUUUUGACUGGAACGUUAAACAGCUGUUUCUCUAUCUGUCUGCUGAGUACGCCACAAGAAGUAAUUCUCUGAACCAGGUGGUGCUAUGGGAUAAGAUCGUCCUUCGAGGUGAAAACACCAAACUGAACCUCAGAGACAUGAAGUCCAAAUACUUCUUCUUCGAUGAUGGCAACGGGCUCAGGGCCAACAAGAACAUCACUCUGACGCUCUCAUGGAACGUUGUUCCCAACGCUGGAAUCCUGCCUCUGGUGGCUGGAAGUGGACAAGUCAGCCUCCCUUUCCCAGAAUCAUAUGAGACCACCAAGAGCUAUUAGUCAGACAGAAACACACAUCCAGCCACUUUCAACCAUGGAUGUAUAAUAAGAACUGGAUACUGGACCCCAAGACGGCGCCGGUUCAGUCCAAUGGGAAUCACUCGCCUGAUGCAUAAGCAAAAAAGUUUUCUAUCUUCCUGGUUUACUUCCGGGGUACGUGGCCCACUGAGUAUGCGCAGUAGUGUUUCUCCCGCCGGCCCAGAGACUCACUUUUCUCGGCUCGAGAAAAGUUUUACAAAUAUGAAACCUCCAUGGAUCAAAAACUCAUAAUUGAAACGGUCUUAAUUGACCUUGUUUGCAGUUGGAGGUGUCCUCAACAGUUUUACAGACGUCUCUUUUACAACGGAGGUCUAUGGGGAAGAUGCUUUCUGGGCCGCAAGAGGAUUUACUGUUAUAAUACUGCAAGUGGCCACUGGGCAAAAUUGGUAGCAAGGCUGAGCUAUCCAGAUCUUAUUAUACAGCCAUGAUUUGAGCACACACUGUUCACACACACUGAUGACUCACACACACUGAACAUUUGGUGUCUUCACAGAUGUAAAUGAAUCUUUGAUUUGUAAUAAAAGUUGAGAUUGGAA